Molecule: messenger RNA, 2335 nt
Organism: Varanus komodoensis (Komodo dragon)
Lineage: Eukaryota; Metazoa; Chordata; Lepidosauria; Squamata; Varanidae
Gene: TSPAN1
Product: tetraspanin 1
Exons: 8
Coding region: 46-762 (238 amino acids)
Cellular component (GO): membrane
Source: RefSeq, a predicted model, not a curated record
GAAUUGUUGUUUCUGGAGUUGCUUGUUUCCCUGUAAGAUACCAAGAUGAGCUGCUUCACCUUUUUGAAGGUCAUGAUGAUCUUGUUCAACCUGCUCAUAGUCAUUGGUGGAGGAACCCUCCUAGGGAUUGGAAUCUGGGUCAGUGUUGACAGUGGCUCCUUUCUGAAAAUAUUUGGUCCACUGUCCUCCAGUGUCCUCCAGUUUGUGAAUGUGGGCUAUCUCCUCAUUGCCAUCGGAGCCGUCCUGUUUUUGUUGGGCUUCCUAGGAUGCUGUGGAGCCCAGAAGGAAAGCAAGUGCCUUCUUAUCAUGUUCUUUUCGAUUAUCUUGAUCAUCUUCAUUGUUGAAGUGGCGGCUGCGGUGGUGGCCUUGGUCUACACAUCACUGGCUGAGGUUAUAUUGCAAGAAACAGUGACAAAGUUAUUGAAAGCUGAAUAUGGAAAAAGUCCUGACAUUACUACAGUAUGGAAUGCCACAAUGAAGGAUCUGAAGUGCUGUGGUGUAUCAAAUUAUACUGACUUUGAUAGUUCUGUCUACAUGAAUGAGCAUCACGAUCAGUAUCCACCUUUCUGCUGCAACAGUGAAAAUACCUGCAAUGCUACUCAGGCUCAGCAAGACAAAGUGGAGGGUUGCUUCCCUCAGCUGCUGAAAGAAAUACGUAAGAACGCUGGUGUCGUGGGUGGAGUAGCAGCUGGGAUCUGUGCACUGGAGAUUGGAGCAAUGGCUGUGGCAAUGUACCUCUAUUGCCGCCUUGAUGAGAAAUAGCCGGUAUGGGCCGAUGGGAGGACUGCCUUACCAGGAGGCGAGAAAAUGGCGCACGCUGCAACCUUUUCUUAACCUGAGUUCACAACAAUCAAACAUUUCUUGGGCCUGACGCGCAUUGUAUGAUUUAACUAUUUGACUCUACUGGGCUGGAAUCCGUAGUGUGUACAUAAAUGAAGUAAGGAAAAAUGUUAUGAUAAGAAUUGUUUUGGAAUGCAAAGGACUCUUGGGCUGCAAGCCAGAAAUGACUAAAUCAACGUUGGAGUCAGGGAAGCCAAAAGUGACAGUAUUUCUGUCUUUUGAAAAUCGCUUGUGCCCCUGUCGAAUGUGGGGGUUUUUCCUGCUGGCUUUGAUGCCUCUCAUCCUGAGACAUGGGAAAUCUGUCUGGGAGAGUCAGUGGCUCAGAAUUCUGCCUAUGGCUUUGAAAGGCUCCGGUUCCUUUCCUAUACACACCAAACCAUAGAAUUAUGUCUCCUAGUGGUAUAAACGAGGGAGCAAACAUUGUUUUUAUCAAUACAAGCACAACAUAGGAGACAAGCAAAGAUCAUGAGCUGCUGUCAACUGCUGAGAGAAAAAGUGCAUGACUUUGAAGGACAGUGGCAUCCUCCUCUGUAGGUCACUGCAUGAGGACUAUCCUGCUCCCAGCAUAUUCCACAUGAUAUGUCUAUGGGUGUCUGGUUGAGCUGGCUCUAUCUGAAUGGAUCUCUCCCUGUACAUUGUCUGCCUCUCCUUCUCUUUUUUACUCUUAAUACAAUUUAAGUGAUGACCUAGCUAGUAAAUCAUAUUGUUUGCCCAUUGACUAUUGCAAUAAAGUCUACUUUUUAAUUAAGACUCACAGAUGUUGUCUAGCAGAGCUGAGAAUGCCAAUAUUAUUUAGAAUGUUUGCAGAAACUCAUCUGGCCCAGAGGAGAGAAACAUAUCUAGAGAGAGGUUUCCCUGGUGGGUAGUGCAGAAAUGUUAGAAGUGAAAUGAAGCCAUCAUGCCUCUUCCCUUGAGUUCCCUCAAGGACGAUGGAGUUGGGUGGGCCCAGGCUGCAUGUGCCUUUAAAGGAGGGGCCUUGGCCCAGUGGGAGGGUACCAGCCUUCCGUGCAAACGGCCCCAGGUUCAAUCUUGUCUAGAUAGAGCUGGGAACAUGCCUUCUUGAACUCUUGAGGAGUCACUGCUGUUUAGUGUCAGCUACGCUGGGCCAGGUGGGCCCAUGAUCUGACCUGGUCUGAGGCAGCUUGUAAAGUCCUUAAUGGCUUGUGUUACCCCUUGGUGCUUCAGCAAAAUCUAACCAGUGGGCAAAAGAAAAUGGAUUUACACUUGCCUGGAAUUGCAAUGUAUCAUUGAGGGCACCACAGGUUUGGGAUUGACCCACUCAGUAAGGUUUUCUGAGCUCAGGAGUUCAGGAGUGUUGUUCACAAGUGAUGCUGAGAAUUUCAUGAGUAUUGGAAUUUCUAGCAGCUGAGCCAAGGGAAAGGUUCAUAUUCUGUUUAAAUUAAUUUUGUUUUAAUAUACCUGCUCCUUUAUUGUAUUAGCAUUCAAAAGUGACUCCCUGGAUAAGAAAAUAUAAAUAAAAUGGAUUUAAUUUUAA